Molecule: messenger RNA, 1228 nt
Organism: Oncorhynchus kisutch (coho salmon)
Lineage: Eukaryota; Metazoa; Chordata; Actinopteri; Salmoniformes; Salmonidae
Product: vacuolar protein sorting-associated protein 13B-like
Exons: 3
Coding region: 32-691 (219 amino acids)
Source: RefSeq, a predicted model, not a curated record
GGCUGGUCUGUGUUCCAGUCUGUUUCAGGUGAUGUUAUUGUGGCUGUUUAACCUCAUAACGUCUCUCUCCCUCUCCCUGUUUUCCUCCUCCAGGCGAGCGUUGAACCUGGGAAUCCUGCGCGACCCGGGGUCAGAGGUGGAGGACCGUCAGUACCAGCUGGAUCUGCAGUCCAUCAACAUCGGUACCGCCCAAUGGGAGCAGCUCAAACCAGAGAAGGAGGGGUCUAAGGGGGGCGUGUCCACCGAGACAGAGAGGAACUCACAGAACCCUGCCCUGGAAUGGAACAUGGCCAGCAGUAUCAGGAGACACCAGGAGAGGAGAGCCAUCCUCACCCCCAUCCUGACGGACUUCUCUGUCAGAGUGACAGCAGCACCUGCCAUCAUAUUCAGCAAGCCCAGAUCCCCUGACAACAGACAAGUGGAGGAGGUGCUGGUGUGUGGUCACUCCCUGGAGGUGAACGUAACAUCCAGUCUGCAGUUCUUCCUCAGUGUGGCCCAGGUCCACCUGCUGCAGCUACUGUUCCGAGCCAACAUGGUGGAGGGAACUGCCCCAGAGACCAGCCAGGUAAGAGAUGGUCACAUCCCAAAUCAGGUAAACAUGGUGGAGGGAACUGCCCCAGAGACCAGCCAGGUAAGAGAUGGUCACAUCCCAACUCAGGUCAUACUCAACCAACAGGUGAAGAGGUCAUAGUAACAUGUCAGACUCAGCCAACAACAGGUGAAGAGGUCAUAGUAACAUGUCAGACUCCACCAACAACAGGUGAAGAGGUCAUAGUAUCAUGUCAGACUCAGCCAAUAACAGGUGAAGAGGUCAUAGUAACAUGUCAGACUCAGCCAACAGGUGAAGAGGUCAUAGUAACAUGUCAUACGCAAACCAACAACAGGUGAAGAGGUCAUAGUAACAUGUCAGACUCAGCCAACAGGUGAAGAGGUCAUAGUAACAUGUCAUACGCAAACCAACAACAGGUGAAGAGGUCAUAGUAACAUGUCAGACUCAGCCAACAGGUGAAGAGGUCAUAGUAACAUGUCAGACUCAGCCAACAACAGGUGAAGAGGUCAUAGUAUCAGGUCAUACUCAGCCAACAGGUGAAGAGGUCAUAGUAUCAUGUCAUACUCAGCCAACAGGUGAAGAGGUCAUAGUAUCAUGUCAUACUCAGCCAACAACAGGUCCAGUACUGAGUCAAUGAUAACAUGGUCAUAUACACUGGGUACCAGUACUGAGUCAAUG